Fusarium pseudograminearum CS3096 is the source of this 4557-nucleotide messenger RNA. RefSeq lists its product as uncharacterized. NCBI's taxonomy places the organism in Eukaryota, Fungi, Ascomycota, Sordariomycetes, Hypocreales, Nectriaceae. Bases 1 to 4557 code for a protein of 1518 amino acids. The record is from RefSeq and is a predicted model, not a curated record. Gene Ontology annotation, molecular function: protein binding. The transcript is spliced from 2 exons.
AUGGGUGGCCGGCACCGCUUCGCGAGGUUGAAGAACUUAUUCAAGACGAAAACGGCGGAAGAUGAGUCCAGUACAGCUCCAUCACCAGUCAGCGCUCCCCCGCCUUCAAUUCCCAGGACGAUUCCCAUUGUAGAAACACCACCCGUCGAAAAGCAACCAGAAGAUGAUACCGAAAGGAACAAGCUGCAAGAGGAACUGUGGAAUGAGGCUUACAAUACGCUUCGCGAUAGCGGCAAUAAGCACAUCGUGGAAUAUGAAGAAAUUCUUCUGUCUGAGCUCAAAAACGAUAACCCUGAUAUUACCUCGCUUGGCACUUCUUACGAAGAGCGCUGGCAAAACAUGCAACUGCUUGUUGACAUUGGUUUAAGGAAGACUGAAAAAGAAGCCAAGAUUUACGGCAAGGUGAACGAUGGUCUACAGCUUUUUGACACAGUGAGAUCACUAGUCACUCCGGCUGUAUCAGCCGUCCCACAAGCUGCCAUCCCAUGGGUUGGUGUUUGUUUCAUUCUCGAAGUCUUUUCGAACCCCGCCAAACAACCAGGCGUUCAUCGUGCGGGACUUCAGCAUGUGCUGUCUCGCGUCAACUGGUACUGGAACCUGGCAGAACUUCUCCUUCAAGAUAAUUUGGAAGCGAAAGAAGAUAUUGGGAAAACCGCAUUGUCUAACCUGCGAGAGGAGCUCAGGAAAUAUGUCUUGGAUCUGUACCAGAAGUUUCUCGCUUACCUGAUAGAGAGUGUCUGCUACUUUCAGAAGAACCGUGCUACUGCGUUCUUGAAGAGUGUUGUCUACAUAGACUACUGGGGUGGUAAGCUUGCCGAUAUUGAGGUAUCGGAAGCAGAAUUCGAAAGGAUGUCCAAGAAGUACAAUACGACAGAAUCUCGCGAGAGACUCGGAAAUUUGGUUAUUGGCGUCAAAAACAUCGAGAAGGCCAUUGAUCGCCAGACCCAGCAACUACAAAAGAUCAACGAGGACGAAAACAACAGAGUCUGCUUCCAGGAUCUCUACACGACCAAUCCAUUCUUCGACAAAAUGCAGAUCGAACAUGACAAGGGUACACCUUUGCCGCAUUGCUAUUCCUGGAUUUUCCUCACUGAGGGUUUUCAGACUUGGCAACAAGACCCUAAUCAAAGACUACUUUGGAUCAAAGGUGACCCUGGGAAAGGCAAGACCAUGCUUCUCUGUGGCAUCAUCGAUCGCCUUGAUGAGUUGACGCCAAAUCUUAUCUCAUGUUUCUUCUGUCGAGCCACGGAGAAUUAUCAGAAUGAUGCUACAGCAGUUCUUCGUGGCUUGAUCUGGAGUCUUGCGUGUCAGCACCCUAAGCUUAUCUCUCAUGUGCGCACGCAGUUUGACAAUAUUGGACGAAAGGCCUUUGAUGGACCAAACAAAUGGCAAGUUCUGUCCAACAUCCUGAAGAGAAUGAUAUCAGACGAAGAAAAUCGCGUUCCAGAGGGUACUGCGAUUGUCAUAGACGCCCUUGACGAAUGCAUCAAAGACAACGACAAGCUCCUUGAUCUGAUCCUUGAAAUUUGCGCUGAUGAGAACUCCAAGGUCAAGUGGCUUGUUUCAAGUCGCAAUUGGGUAGAGAUCGAAGAUACCUUCAUGGAUGAAUCGAUUAGCUCUAGACGGGUCGUCCUAUCGCUGGAAGAUGACGAGGAAGUUGAACAAUCGAUUAAAAAUGCUGUUGAUGCAUUCGUCAAGUACAAGGUUGAAGAACUCAAGAAGAAAAAGAAGCACGGCGAAAUCCCACCGGAAGUCAAUACCAUCUUUACUAAAAAGGCGGGCAACACCUUUCUAUGGGUAGCGUUGGCCUGCAAGAGGUUGGAGAGCAAGGAUGUCGAGCCAUGGCAGAUUCUCAGUAUCCUGAAGGAUUUGCCAUCCGGAUUGAGAGACCUUUAUAGGCGCAUGAUGCAAGAGGUCAAGGAUUCCAGCCACGUAUCGCAAUGCAGGGACAUUCUUGCCGUUGCCGCCCUGGUGUAUCGCCCAUUGUCAUUGGCAGAACUGUCAUCCAGUGCCCAGUCACUCUCUCAGCAUGCGAAUAGACUUGACGCCCUCAAAAGACAAGUCUUACGCUGCAAAGGGUUUCUGGUUAUCUCUGAUGAUGUGGUGUCGUUUGUACAUCAGUCGGCCAAGGACUUUUUGUUAGAAGACCAACUUGCAAAGGAGUUUGUGUGGGAAGCUGACCAUGAGGAACUACUAUCAAAGAGUAUCCGUCGCAAUCAUCGCAGCAUCUUACUUACAAUGUUGGAAACGAUGAAGAAAACACUGAAGUAUGACAUAUAUAACCUCCAGAAACCGGGUGCACCUAUACCUCUUCUUGACCGAGAAGAUGCCUUGGAUCCCUUGGACCCGGUCGAGUAUGCCUGCUGUUACUGGGCAGAUCAUAUUUCGGCAUUUGACGACGAAAGUGCUUCCGCUACCCUCAAAUUCCUGAAAGGAUCACUUCUAUACUGGCUAGAAGCCUGUUCACUCCUCGGAGAAGUGGUCACCGCAGUGCUGGCAAUUCAAAAGCUGCAGAAGCUAGUCAUCGGUACGGAAUACCACGAACUUACCAGUGUCUUGCAAGACGCCAACCGGUUCGUCCUGUAUUUCAAGAGUGCAAUCGAAGAGUUUCCUUUGCAGACUUAUGCAUCGGGGCUUCUCUUCAGUCCUAAGAGCUCUGUGGCACGACAAGCAUUUCAACAACAUACUCUCGAAACAUCAUGGCUCAGUCUUCCUGUUCCGGAAGACUGGGAUGCUUGUGUCCAGACACUUGAAGGUCACACAUCUACAGUUUUAAACCUUGCCUUCUCUGGUAACGGCAAAUGGCUAGCAUCUGCUUCCGAAGACUGCACGAUGAGGAUUUGGGAUGCGGCAACUGGUGAUUGUUUACAGACUAUGGACUAUCCAUAUUCUCAGGUACAAGCAGUUGCAUUCUCCCCGGAUAGCUCUUGCCUUGUGUCUGCGUCUGAAGGUUACGAAAUCGACUUUUGGGACACUACGUCAGGUGAAUUCAAGAAGAGCCACUCUGUCGAAACACCUGGGGUUCUUAUUAUUGGUCUUCUAUUCUCACCAAACGGAGAAUGGCUCGCCUCUUGGUCGCCUGAGUCAAAGGUUCAGAUUCGUGACGCGAAGACGGGUGAUUGCAUUUACAAUAUUACACGACACGAGCGAGUUCCCAUCGGACCUGAGAUUCGGUGUUCAUUUUCAUCAGACAGCAAGCGUAUCUUGAUUGGAUCAGAAAACCCUGCCAUCCGCGAUAUAGUUAAGUGCUCAUGGAUAGGCGACACAGAGAUCUCGCCGGAUCGCCUUUCAACGUCAGGUUUCUCUUCGGACGGGACGUGGGUUGGACAUGUCUAUGGCGAACAAGGGCAUUCUAUCUGGAACAUUUCUGACAACGGUUCUGAGCGUAAGAUGGAUAUACUCGGAGAGGACGGAUACGGGCUACCGCCCUCGGGUCAAUAUCCAACUGAUAGACCCUUACCCACGUCUCAGAGGCCAUCAGCAUUUUCUGCCGAUGGCAAACAGAUUGCAACAUGCACCGAGUAUCCAUCCCGGCUCGCCAUCAUCGAUACUACUACUGGAGAUGUGGCAUAUUCCGAUGUCCGAAGCUUCCAAGCCACUGCAAGUGGUCUUCCCAAGGCAAUGGCCUGGUCAAUCGACAGUCAGUGGCUCGCUGUUGGGGGAGCUGAAGGUAAUGGUCAGAUCACAAUCUGGGACCCAAAGGCAAUCAAAACUGCAAGCAAAAGCAACGAGAUCCGAAAACGCAUACACACAAUGGCGUUGUCUGCAGAUGGUCAGAGUCUUGCCUUGGGUUCUGAAGACGGCAUUGUCGAGAUCGAGGAUCUGGCGCGUCCUGGCAACAGCGUACUUACACUCGAAGAACACAAGUCUGCUAUACUCGGCAUAGUCUUCUCCCCAUCUGGAAACAUGCUUGCAACCCAGUGCGCCUCCCACGUUAAGAUAUGGGAUAUCAAAGCGGCUGGCAAAUGUGUACAGACAUUUGAGGCUGGCCCGAUAGACGUUCGGUUCAUUGACACAUCUUUCUGGCCGAUGGCAUUUUCAGCGAAUGAUUCUCAAUUCGCAUUUGGCAAAGGAGAAGAGAUGAUUGAAGUUCAUGACCUAGCGAAUCAGAGCAUGUUCGAACUCCAAAUGGAACAUCUAUCCUCUCUAGAGUUUUCUCCUGAUGGGCUUUCACUCGCAGCUGGCAAUCAAGUUGAAAAUAUCCAGAUCUGGGACUUGCAAACCAAGGAUGUCCAUAAACAAGUAUCUGGACCGGGAAGCCAGAUGUCACUUCUGACUGAACAAGGUCGUUUGAUACCUGAACGAUGGUCUCAGGAAAGUGGUACCCAGGAUGCCGGGACUGAGAACAACGACACCGGAGCAGUACCGCUUGUUACAAAAGGCUACGGAGUUGGGUUUAGUGAUGCUUGGCUGACAAAGGACGGUGAGAGAUUGGUCUGGUUGCCAUCUGAGUAUAGGUCGAGCUCCAACUUUCAGGGGCAUGUGCUUGUUACUGAUGCAGUUGUUGCAAUUCGCAAUAGCUCUGGUCAGCUGUUGAUGUUUGGCUUUGGUGAUUGA